Gossypium arboreum is the source of this 3980-nucleotide messenger RNA. Its product is annotated as receptor-like protein 34. The record is from RefSeq and is a predicted model, not a curated record. Gene Ontology annotation, molecular function: protein binding. Lineage: Eukaryota; Viridiplantae; Streptophyta; Magnoliopsida; Malvales; Malvaceae.
AUGGAGAACCUUGGUAUCCUAAUUGCACUGUUUUUCCUCUUCUCCUCCUCCACUUCCCUUCACCCAUCUUCUCAUACUAAUAAUCUCCAAAACCAUUGCCUCCAUGACCAGAGGUCUGCUCUCCUACAAUUGCAGCAUCAUCUCUACUAUGCCCCAAACUUCACUUUCUCUUCCAAACUUGACCUCUGGGAUCCCAACACCCAUUGUUGCUCUUGGAAAGGAGUUACAUGUGAUGCUCUUGGUCAUGUCAUUGGGAUUGAUCUCAGUUACCAAAACCUUUCAGGCAGCUUUCACUCCAUUUUCAAUCUCCAUCAUCUCCAACGCCUUAAUCUUGCUGGAAACAAUUUUAAUACCACUUUGUUUCAGUAUGGGUUUGGAAAACUCCCAAAUUUAACUCAUCUCAACCUCUCGGCCUCAUGUUUUCAUAUCCAAAUUCCGGUGGGGAUUUCAUACUUAACAAGGUUAGUCUCUCUUAACCUAUCUUAUCAAGAUGAUUGCUAUCGGAGAAAUGAUCAAAGUUUUGCUUCAUUUGACCCUACUUUGAAACUAGAGAAACCAAACUUCAAGACAUUCAUAAAGAACAUGAGGUCUCUCAGAGAGUUGUAUUUGGAUGGAGUGAAUAUUUCAAGUCAAAGUAGUAAAUGGUGUGAAACCACAUCGUUGUCACUUCCCAAGCUGACUGUUUUAAGCAUGUCAGGCUGUGGUUUGACCGGUCCAUUUUGUUCAUCACUCUUAAACCUUCGUUAUCUUUCUAAACUUAACCUUGAUUCUAACCCAAUCUCUUAUUUGCCUCCCAAGUUCUCGAAAAUUUCCUCUCCAUUGGUUUCUCUUGGUUUAGUAGAUUGCAAUUUGAGUGGGCAUUUUCCAGCAGAAUUUUUCUCAUUGCCCAAAAUGCAAAGAAUUGAUAUUUCAGACAACUCUCGUCUCAUGGGCCAAUUGCCAGAAUUUCCAAUUAACAACACUUUAGAGGUGUUGUCAUUGCAAUAUACUAAUUUUUCUGAAUCCAUUCCAGCAUCAAUUGCAAAUCUCAGUAACCUUGUGGAAUUGGAUCUAAGUGAUAACAAUUUCAAUGGUUCAAUCCCUCCAUUUCAUAGAUCUGGAGUUCCAAAUCUUGCAUCUCUUGAUUUGUCAUGGAACCACCUUUCUGGAUCAAUACCUUCUUCCUUAUUUACUCUUUCAACAUUGCAAACCCUCUCUCUUGGAUACAACAGCUUUAGUGAUUGCCAAUUAAAGCUUGACAUGUUUCUCCAACUCAGCAACUUAACGCGUCUCGACCUAUCCAACAUCAGCUUGUUAAUUGGAAGCCACAACAAAAGCCGUACUUUACCCCAAUUAGAGUCUCUAUACCUAAGGUCAUGCAACCUUACUGAAUUUCCUGAAUUCAUCAAAAGCCAAAACAAGUUGACUGACCUAGAUCUUUCUAACAACCGAAUCCACGGUCUUGUUCUAAAUUGGUUGUGGAAGAGCACACUUGAAAUAUUAGACCUUUCUUCCAAUGCGAUUGACAUUCCGAAUCAGUUUCCUUUUGAUGAUGCAAAUUCCUCCUUUCCAAUGCUGAUUUCGUUGCGUUUGAGAUCCUGUAAUAUAAGUACGUUUCCAGCAUUUCUAAAGAGUCAAGAGAGCUUAGAAGAACUUGACCUUUCAAAUAACCAAAUAAGCGGGGCCGUACCAAAUUGGGUGUGGAAGAAAAGUUUGCAAUAUUUGGAUCUUUCCAACAAUUCUCUAACAUCUUUGGACCAAUUUUCAUCCAAUCAAGACUCUUUACAAAUACCUAUUUGUAAUUUGAGUCAACUUCAGACUUUUGAUGCUUCCUUCAACAAAUUGAGUGGCUCAAUCCCAAGUUGCUUAGGCAAUAUCAGUAGUCUUGAGUAUUUAGAUCUACAGCAAAAUAAUUUCAGUGGUAGCAUACCAGAUUUUGGAGGAGCAACCCAACUGUCCACUCUUCAACUCAAUGACAAUAAAUUGGAAGGGAAGUUGCCGAGGUCAUUAGCCAAUUGCACAAUGCUCUAUGUUUUAAACCUCGAAAACAAUACUCUGCACGACACAUUCCCUUUGUGGUUGGGAAAAUUGCCUGGCCUGACGGUUCUUAUACUGCAAGCAAAUAGGUUUUAUGGUCCAAUUAAACAUUUGGAAAAUAAUUUUCCAGUAUUGGAUGUAUUAGACAUUGCUUCUAAUAACUUUUCUGGUCAUUUAUCAAUUAAAUUCUUUCAUGCCACUCAUCAGCUAAGGUCACUCAAAAUCGGUGGGAACAAAUUAGAAGGGAAGUUGCCAAGGUCAUUAGCCAAUUGCCAAAAGCUUGAAGUUUUGGAUGUUAGGAAAAAUAUGAUUCAUGACACUUUUCCUAACUGGUUAGUGAAAUUGCCUUCUUUGAUGGUUCUUAUACUAAGAUCCAACAAAUUUUAUGGUUCAAUUCAUUUUUCCGGAGAUGGAAAUGUUUUCCCAAUGUUACAUAUACUGGAUCUUGCUUCCAAUAACUUUUCGGGUGAGGUAUCUGUUGAAUUUUUUCAAUCUUUGAGGGCAAUGAUGGUGAUUGACGGCAACAAAUCUAAGCCAAGUUAUGUUGGAGAUAAUUCUUAUUAUCAAGAUUCAGUGACAAUUGUGAAUAAAGGGUUUGAAAUUAAUUACCAGAAAAUCUUAACCCUGCUUACUUGUCUUGACCUCUCCAAUAAUAACUUCCAUGGGAGAAUAUUAGAAGAAAUACAAGACCUCAAGUCACUCCAUGUGCUAAACUUGUCCUACAACAGCUUCUUUGACUCCAUUCCUUCAGCAUUAGGAAGCUUAACAGAGCUUGAGUCAUUGGAUCUCUCCUGCAACAAACUCUUCGGGAAGAUUCCUCCACAGCUUACAAGCCUUACUUUUCUUGCAGCGCUGAAUCUCUCUUACAACCAACUUGAGGGAAGCAUACCACAAAGCAACCAAUUUGGCACAUUUUUAAAUGAUUCCUACAUAGGAAACCCAAGAUUGUGUGGGGUUCCUUUGACAAAGAAAUGCAAUGAAGUUGGUUCGCAAAUGCUGCCACCAAAGGAGGGUGAAGAUUCGUGGAUAGAUGGUUUAUCUGUUUGGAAAGUCGUGUUGAUGGGGUAUGGAUGUGGAUUGGUGAUUGGAUUUUCUAUUGGAUAUACAGUGCUGAAUGAGUUUGGAAACAAAUGGAUUGCUAAUUUUAUUCGGAAAUGGAAAAGAUCUAGGGAUAAGGAAGCUAAUUUCAUCAGUACAGUAUGGUGUAGUCGUAGACAACGGAAGUCCUUGUUCAUAAAGGAAGCUAUAAUGUCUAUGUCUUUGUCAUCGAGAGCUAGGUACAAUUUUCCCAACUUUAUUUCUGCUUUACCUUACAACACUUUACUUGAUGGAUCUGGUUUCAAUAACUUGCAUGGAUGCCAUCAUUCUUUUCCUGAUGGUUCGAUGAGAGCUACUGAUGUCACGAUUGCUGGCAAGGAUGCUGUUCUUUGUGGUUAUGGUGAUGUUCGCAAGGGUUGCGCUGAUGCGUUGCAGCAAGCUCAUGCUCGCAUCAUCGUCAAUGAGAUCAGUUCUAUUUGUGCCCUUACAGCUCUAAUGGAAGGAGUCUUGAAGAUGAAGGACAUGAUCACGGUUAUUCACAUAAGGAAGAUGAAGGACAAUGCCAUUUUUUGCAACAUCAAUCACUUUUAUAAGGAAAUCGCUAUGCAUGGUCUCGAGACUAAUCCUGGUGUCAAGUGUAUUACCGUCAAGUGUAUCUUCCCUGAAACAAACACCGACAUCACUGUGUUGGCAGAGGGACAUCUGAUGAACUUUAGCUUUGUUAUGUCGUGGUGGUUAAGGAACCAGGUGAUGGCCCAACUCAAGCUGUGAAAGGAGUGAGUAGCAUAAGAAGAGAGUGAUGAAGAUAUGAGUCCAAACAUAAGAAUGAUAUUGUUUGUAUGUUAAUAUUCUUUUUCAGUCCAUUUAAGACUGCAUUUUUUGUUCUUUCUAAAAGGAGUUGAUGAAAUGAGUCCAUUUAAAGGAAA